UCGAGUAGUUUAUCCAUCUAUUUUAAAAUGGAGUAGCUUACAUUGUUUGACAAUACAAACUUGUUUUUUUUUUUUUUUUUUUUUUUUUGAAAACACAAUACACACUUGUUAGUAAAAUAAAAUUGCAAUUUCCCAAAAAAAAUUACAAAAAACCUUGUCACGGUCGGCAAUUUCGUAAGGUGCUUCCAGCAAAUCUGCAUACUGUUUUCGCAGUUUCUGGGAAGUACCAACAUAAGCCAAGGCAGGUAUAAAAGAGAACAUAAAAUCCUAAAGUCUCCUUAACAACAAAAGAAAAAUCUACACAUUAUUCCUUUUUUUAAUUUGAAAAACACAUUAAGCUCCACAUUCUCUUAUCGCUGCCAAAAUAUAGAUCAAAUGGCCGGUAAGAUGCAUAUGAGAUUACCUGUAAUAGAUUCGCUUUUGGCCAUGGUGAGGAACUUCCGUGGUAUAUCAUCUAAUGGAAAGCGCGGUAGAGCAGUUGAGGCAGUUGAUAAGCAUUCUGAAAUGUGCAGUGUUCAUUUUCAACCACAAAAUAAACGCAGGAAAGAGCAGACAUUCCUGAGUGUUAACUCGAAGUACAUUGUGAAGAUGAUGAAUUGGUUAGGAAAAGAUGAGAUAAACGCCAUUGGAAUUUAUGGCAUGGGCGGAAUUGGGAAGACCACCCUUGCAAAGCAGCUUCACAUUCGAGUAAAAGACCAAGAAAUCCAUGUUACUGCUUGGAUCUCUGUUGGAAUGGAUUUCACUGUAUACCAAUUACAGCAAAAAAUUGCUGAUGCUUUUGGGUUUGAUCUUCAAAAUGAUAAAGAUGUGACCAGAAGAUCGGGCAUGAUAUAUGCAUUUUUGUCCUGCAAAGACAAGUGCAUACUUUUCCUUGAUGAUUUGUGGGGUGAAUUUCGUCGAGAGGAAGUAGGCAUUCCAAGAAAAUGCAAGCUCGUUGUCAUUUCCAGGAUGCUGGAUGUUUGUCGUAUGCUUCGUUGCCAGAAAAUCAUCAGGGUCGAACCACUCUCAGAGGAAGAGGGUAUGCAGCUCUUUCACUAUAGUAUGGGAGCGUAUGAUGUUUCCAAUCAAGAGCUCUCUGUUAGGAACCUUGUAGUUAAUGAGUGUGCAGGUCUCCCUCUUGCUGUCAUAGCGUUGGCCAACAUCAUGAAAGGGGCGGUUAAUUCUCCUAGAUGGGGAGAAAUCGUUGAGAGUGUAGAUCCCUUUUCAAUGGGAAGUACUCAGUUGGAAGAUAUACUUGGUCAAUUGAAGUUGUCUUAUAAUAGAUUGAAUAGCGCUAAGCUGCAGCAUUGUUUCUUAUGUACUGCAUUAUACCCAAAAGGCUAUCCCAUCAGUAAAGAAGAGUUAAUACGUCUUUGGAUUGGGGAGGGGCUCAUAGAUGAGAUGUCAUCGUGGCAGGAACAGUACGACAUGGGACAUACCAUAUUGAACAAGCUUCUCAAUUCUUGUCUGCUUGAAUCUUGUCAACAUACCGGGAUUGUUAGGAUGCAUGAUCUUGUUUGGCGUAUGGCUCUUUCCAUUGAUAGUAAUGGCUUAAUGGUGAAUGAUGGCCUACCUUCAAAAUUGGAGUUCUCUGGAAGUCUCAAAUUUGUUUCAUUGAUAAAUUCGUCAAUAUCACUGAUCCCAUCAGAUGCUUCCCUCAAAUGUGCCAAUCUCUCAACCUUAAUUUUACAACAGCCCUUCGAGGUAAUUCCAGAAUCAUUUUUUUUUAACAUGCGUGCCCUUCGUGUUCUAAGCCUAUCCGAUACUCGUAUUAUUAGAUUACCAAGUUCCAUCAGUGCCUUGGAUGAGCUUCGAGUCCUUGAUCUUAGCAGUUGUCAGAAACUGCAACACGUCUGUCCAAUAACACAACUUUAUAAAUUAAGGUUUCUGGACCUUUCUCAGACUGCAGUUGAGGAGGUUCCUCGCUCCCUUGAAAUGUUAAAUAAGCUCACUGAGCUUAACCUAUCCUCUAUCACUGAACCAAAAAUCCUAGGGGUUUUGCCUGCCCUUUCGAAAUUGAAGAAACUAUCAUGCCAUAUUUCAGGCAUUAUUCACGAGCUGCAAGUUUUGGAAUCACUGAAAGUUCUUGAUGCCAGAUUUGAUAACCUUUUGGACUUGAGUAAUUAUGUCAGGUCUCAGCACUGGAGAACAUUAGAGUGCUUCCAUCUUCAGGUUGGUUAUAGAAAAAGGCUGAAGAAAUCAUACAGUAGAGCAGUAUCUCUCCAAGGCUGUAUCUUGAGUGCGCGAGGGAGGGAACAGGUUGCAUUUCCAGAUGACCUUCUGGAGCUGUAUCUUGAUAAUUGCAGUGGUUUCAGUAGCCUGUCUGAUAUAGUGUGCGGCAAUAAUACUGAAAAUUUUAAACAGCAAGCCGAUGUUUUUUCAAGCCUAGUUAAAUGCACCAUCAGAAGGUGUCAUGAUGUCGAGAAACUUCUUUCACCAAGCUGUAUGCAAAAUCUCCCGAGCCUUGAGUUAUUGAAAGUUGAAGAGUGUCACAAAUUAAGAGUGCUAAUAGUAGAGGAGAUCGGUACUCAUUGCCAUUCUGAAGGAAAAGAUGCAGCCAUUGACCUCUCACAGCUAAAACAGUUAGUUCUCACCUCGUUGCCCCAAUUGAAUAACAUCUAUAAGGGUCGACUAAUUUGUGCUCAACUUUGGUCAUUUACAGUUAUAGACUGUCCAAAUCUGAAGCACCUUCCGUUUUCCAACAAUAUGGGUGAUGUAAAAGAAUUGAUAACUUCUCUUGAAUGGAUUGAAGGACAACAGAAAUGGUGGGAUUCGUUAGAAUUGGAUGGUAUGGAAUCUAAAGCUUUGCUAACAUCGUUCUUCAGAUGCAGAUCUUCCAUGGAUGUAUGCUGAACAAAAGAGUAAAAGUUGUGUGUUAUAUUUAUAUUGAAGUACUACGUUCGAGUAUAUAAUUAGCCAUCUUGCUAUAAUGCUAUUGAGUUGAAGGUGUAAGAAAUAUGACUUAUGUAAUCUAAAUAAUGAAACGGCUUAUUUGGAAAUUGUCAAGACGUGACAAUAGAUCACUGUCCUAAAGUCGAAUUUGCUUCGCACAGUAUACGCGGACUCGUAGCAAUCGAUCUUCUACGUUACACGACUGCAACUCUUCAAUGUAUGACAAAUAGUUAGAUUGAAAACACUAUGAACAAUGCCCAAAAUAAGAAACUGUAUUUUGUGUAACAA
Chenopodium quinoa (quinoa) is the source of this 3159-nucleotide messenger RNA. RefSeq names its product disease resistance protein At4g27190-like. Lineage: Eukaryota; Viridiplantae; Streptophyta; Magnoliopsida; Caryophyllales; Amaranthaceae. Bases 376 to 2832 code for a protein of 818 amino acids. The transcript has 2 exons. The record is from RefSeq and is a predicted model, not a curated record. Gene Ontology annotation, molecular function: protein binding; ADP binding.